This is a messenger RNA of Closterium sp. NIES-65, 5823 nucleotides long. The record is from the annotation of a GenBank genome assembly. NCBI's taxonomy places the organism in Eukaryota, Viridiplantae, Streptophyta, Zygnematophyceae, Desmidiales, Closteriaceae.
AUGGCUACCCCUAGUGUCCUAGCUUUUGACGCUGAGGGUCGCGCCAUUGAUUUUGAGGUCUGGUUAGACGACCUGCAGCUGUUCUUACAGUGCGACAGGGCUGACGACCUUUCUCUCUUUGACCUCACCUCUGGCGCCUCUCCUGCUCCUGCUGCUGAUGCUGAUCCCGCUGUCCGCUCUAAGUGGGCCACCCGCGAUGCUGCUGCACGUCUUGCUGUGCGUCGCCACCUCCCUACCUCUGAGCGUGCCCACUUUAGUCAGUACAAGAGUGCUCAGACCUUGUACGACGCUGUAGUUGCGCGCUACUCCUCCCCUGCCACUGCUGCACUGAGCCGUCUCAUGCUUCCCUACCUCUUUCCUGACCUCUCUGCCUUUCCCACUGUCGCUGACCUCAUUACGCACCUCCGCACUAGUGACACUCGCUACCGCGCCGCCCUUCCUGCUGAGUUCUGCGCUAAGAACCCCCCCCCCAUGUACAUCGCUCUCUACUACGUAGUCGCACGCCUCCCUGACUCCCUUCGCGUCGUCAGGGACCACUUUCUCGCAGUCUGUCCCACCACCCUCACCGUCGACCUCCUCGAGAAGGCCCUCCUCGCAGCGGAGAAGAGCAUAGUCGCUGUAGGUGCUUCUCGUGGUGACCCUCGCACCCCCAUCUUUGAGGGGUGCUCUCCUUCCCCCUUGCUGCCCUCUGUUGCCUCUGCUGCUGCUGCCGACCUGCUUGGUCUUGAGUCGGUCGGCGCGGCGUCUGCCCCUAGUGGGAGACGUCGCUCCAGCAAGGGCAAGGGGGGCAAGGGCGCGGGUGGAGCUGGAGGGGGCGGUGGCGGUGGCGGCGGUGGCGGCGGAGGGAGUGGGGGUGGCGGCGGGACUAGUGGUGGAGGUGGUGGUGGUGGUGGCAGCAGUGGCGGAGACGGUGGUGGUGGUGCCAGCGGUGGUGGUGGAGGCAGCUGCGGUGGUGGAGGCGGCGGAGGUGGAGGCGGUGGAGGCGGCAGCGGAGGAGGCGGUGGUGGUGGAGGAGGUGGAGCUGGUCGAGGUGGUACCCAGCAGCGUAGCGGCGGUGGUGGUGGCCAGCGCUCGCAGCGGCAGCAGCAGCAGCGCUCGCGGGACAUCCCUCCGCCUCAGCAGCUUCGUGAGUGGUACGCUGGGCGUCAGAGGGGUGGGGGUACUGGUCCCUGCACCUACGUUCUUCGUUCCGGCGACCGCGCGGGUGAGCAGUGUGGGGGUGCCCACGCCACCCAGCGCUGCUUUGGCCGCCUGACGGACGCUUGGCGUCAGCAGUUCCCUGGGGCCAGUGAGAUCCCUCGCUGGGAUGAGCUUCUCAGGGCUGGUGUAGCGAUCUUUGAUCUUGAUUUUGAUGCUAUCCUUGCUGCUAUGUAUGUUGUGGAUUAUAGUGAGGAGAAUGAGGGUUACCGUUGUUUCCAGCCCGACCCGGGCAUUGGUACUGCUGCGCUAGGUGCUUGUGAGGCUGCUGCUCUAGGUGCCAGUGCGUCUGUGCUCUCAGGUACUGGUGAGACUGCGCUCUCAGGUACUGCGUCGUCCUCGUCCUCCCUCACUUUCACACUUGACUCCGGAGCUUCUCGCUCCUUCUUUCGAGACCGCACUACCCUUACGCCGCUCGGCCGGCCAGUUGCGGUCUCCCUUGCUGACCCCUCUGGGGGUCCUGUCCUGUCUCACUUCUCCACUGUCCUCCCGUGUCCGGCUGCCCCUUCGGGCACCCUGUCGGGUCUGUACCUUCCCUCGUUCUCUACGAACUUGGUGAGUGGAGCGGACCUGCAGGAUGUGGGGGUUCACCAGUUCACUCCUGCGAGUCAGCGGGUGACCCACUGCACGGAGGCACGCACAGGCCGACACCUGGCCACGUUCUCGCGUCGGCCGGGGUCGAGUCUCUACACCCUGACCGUUGAGUCUCCUCCUGUCCCUGCGUCUGGUCAGGUGGCUGCGUCGGGUCAGGUGCUUGCUGCUGCGUCCCGGUCAGGUCCUGAGUCUGCCCCCUGUUCUUGUCGCCUCCUGUCUCACGAGACUCUCCUGUGGCACCACCGUCUUGGCCACCCCUCCUUGCCCCGUCUUCGGAGCAUGGCUUCCCGUGUCCUUGUCUCUGGUCUUCCCCAGUCUCUCCCUCCUCUCCCCUCCGGGCCAGGACCUUCCUGUGUCCCCUGUGUCAAGGGUCGCCUCCGGGCUACUCCUCACUCCUCCCACUUCCCCCCGACAGAGGCUCCCCUGCAGACGCUUCACAUGGAUGUGUGGGGCCCAGCCCCCGUCCGUGGGCAGGGUUACGAGCGCUACUUCCUGUUGGUGGUUGACGACUACUCGCGUUACACCACAGUCCUCCCCUUGCGCAGCAAGGGUGCGGUCACUGAGGUGCUGAUCGACUGGAUCCGCGAGGCUCGUCUCCAGCUCAGGAAGAGCUUCGGCUCGGACUUUCCUGUUCUGCGUCUGCACUCUGACAGAGGCGGAGAGUUCUCUUCUCGCCUUCUGCGGGACUACUGUCGUGCACGGGGGAUCCGCCAGACCUUCACGCUUCCGGACUCACCACAGCAAAAUGGGAUUGCUGAGCGCCGCAUUGGUAUGGUCAUGGAUGUAGCUCGUACGUCCAUGAUGCAUGCGGCUGCCCCCCAUUUUCUGUGGCCGUACGCGGCGCAUCAGCUCAACCUUCACCCCCGGGUCUCUCGGCCUGCGAUGUCCCCAGCCUUGCUGUGGACGGGGAAGGUUGGCGAUGCGUCUGUGUUCCGUGUCUGGGGAUCUCGGGCGUUUGUCCGCGACUUGUCUGCGGACAAGCUGUCCCCUCGUGCUGCUCCCUGUGUCUUCCUUGGCUUCCCCACUGACGCCCCAGGGUGGCAGUUUUACCACCCCUCCUCUCGUCGUGUUCUGUCCUCCCAGGACGUCACGUUCGACGAGUCAGUCCCCUUCUACCGUCUCUUCCCCUACCGCACUCCUUCCCUCCCCCCUCCCCCGGACUUCCUUGUGCCGGUUCCCCCCCCGGUAGACCCCCUCCCCCCUCAGGUUCCUGCCCCCUCAGGUGUGUCCCAGGUAGACGCCGUUGACCCGGUCGAGGUUACUGGUGACUCUGGUGCUGCUGCGGGUGCUGAGCCUGGAGGUGCUGACUCUGGGGGUGCUGUGCGCGGGGGUGCUGAGCCUGGGGGUGCUACUGCUGGGGGUGCUGGGCCUGAGGGUGCUACUGCGGAGGGUGCGGAGCCUGGGGGUGCUGAGCCGGGGGGUGCUGUGCCUGGAGGUGCUGGGUCUGGGGGUGCUGGGUCGGGAGCUGCUGAGCCUGGGGGUGCUGAGCUGGGAGCUGCUGAGCCUGGGGGUGCUGCGUCUGGAGCUGCUGAGCCUGGGGUUUCUCCUGCUGCUGCGUCUCGCCGGGAGCCCCUCUCUCCACAGGAGCUGCGCGAGUGGUUCGCUCGCCGCUGGAGGCGUGCUGCUGAGUCUGGAGGUGCUGCUGGAGCUGGAGCUGGAGCUUCUUCGACCGUCGAGGGUGCGGGUGCUGCCGGUCCCGGAGCUGCUGGACCUGCGGGUCCUCCUGGUGCUGGAGCUGCUGAGGGCGCUGGUGCUGAGCCUACUGCUGUUGGUCCUGCCGCUGGAGGUGUGGGUGGCGCUGGUGCUGUCACUGAGGGUGCUGGUGCUGUCCCCUGCUGCGUCUGGAGCUGCCGCGCGGCCUCGGCCUCGCAGUCCCUGCUGGAGCCUUCCUCUCCACUGCCUGCUCCCUCUCCUUACACUGGUCCUACUGGAGGUCUUGCUGAGCGUCGUGAGCCUGCGUCUCGUCCCGCGUCGCCUGUUCGCACUGCUCGCGCUAGUGGUCGCAGUUCGCGUCAGCGUCCUCCUCCUGUCCCUGGCACGCACCGGAUGUCUUUGCGUCCGUCCACUGCUCCUCUGCGUGCCCCUUUGCCUUCUCCUCCUGAGUCCUCUCUUCCUGCGCUUGCCGACCCUGAGUCGGACUCUCUUCGUGCUGCCAGUCCUACUGUCACGCGUCUGCUUGCUACUGUCGUCACUGACCCCUCUUUUGAGUCCACUGCUGCGUCUGCUCUUGUCGCUGAGCUCGUCGACUUUGCUGCUCGCUGUCGUCUCGACUACGCUGCUAGUCUUGUUGCUGAGUCUGCGUCUGUCUGUCCUCCGUCCGUCGGGGGUGAGUGUGCUCUUGGCACGGACGUCCUAGAGGACAGGCAGGAGGAGUUACAGUGUCUAGUGGCUGCUUCACCUCAUCUCGCGUCUGUACUGCUUGCCCCUGAGGGAGACCCGGAUGCACUAGACAUCCCGACUCCGCGUUCUUACGCGGAGGCCGUAGAGGGUCCCUACUCCUCUCAGUGGCAGGCAGCUAUGGAUGCAGAGAUGGCUUCCUGGAAGUCCACAGGCACCUACGUUGACGCGGUUCCCCCUCCUGGGGCGAACAUCGUCAGUGGCAUGUGGAUCUUCAGGGUGAAGCGGCCGCCGGGCUCUCCACCUGUCUUCAAGGCACGGUACGUUGCUCGUGGCUUCAGUCAGCGGCAGGAAGUUGACUACUUUCAGACCUUCUCUCCCACCCCGAAGAUGACUACUCUUCGGGUGCUGCUGCACAUAGCCGCUCAGCGCGACUACGAGCUUCACUCUCUCGACUUCAGCACUGCGUUCUUGCAGGGUAGCCUGCACGAGGAGAUCUGGCUUCGCCGUCCACCUGGCUUCACUGGGACUUUCCCUCCUGGCACCCAGUGGAGCCUCCGACGGCCAGUCUACGGUCUCCGCCAGGCACCGCGUGAGUGGCACGACACACUGAGGACUACGCUUGCGGCUCUUGGGUUUGCUCCUUCUACUGCUGACCCGUCGCUGUUUCUUCGCACCGACACUUCCCUGCCGCCGUUCUACAUCCUCGUGUACGUCGACGACUUGGUCUUUGCCACAGCAGACACUGCUGGACUCGCCUACGUGAAGUCCGAGCUGCUGAAGAGACACACGUGCACAGACCUGGGUGAACUGCGCAGCUACCUUGGCUUGCAGAUCACUCGGGACAGAGCACGCCGCACCAUUACCUUGACUCAGUCACACAUGGUGCAGCAGGUCCUUCAGCGCUUCGGCUUCACGUACUCCUCGCCUCAGGCCACUCCUCUGCCUACUCGCCACUCACCCUCAGCUCUGCCUUCGGAUGAGUCCGUAGAGUCGAGUGGUCCGUAUGCAGAGCUUGUUGGCUGCCUCAUGUACCUGAUGACCUGCACACGACCUGACCUUGCAUACCCUCUGAGCAUUCUUGCUCGCUAUGUUGCUCCUGGGAGACACAGACCGGAGCACAUGGCUGCAGCGAAGAGGGUAUUGCGCUACCUGUGCAGCACGUCGGGCAUGGGGCUAGUGCUUGGAGGGCGGAGUCCAGUGGUCCUUACCGGCCACGCGGACGCUUCUUGGGCUGACGACCAGGCUACGCAGCGGUCGUCACAGGGUUACACCUUCAGCCUUGGUUCCGGCUCUGUCUCGUGGCGGUCUACUCGCUCGUCUUCGGUUCUCGGCUCCAGUUGUGAGGCUGAGAUCUACGCCGGGGCCAUGGCUGCACAGGAGCUUCGCUGUCUCACCUACCUGCUGACUGACCUUGGAGAGCCGCCUCGUUCUCCUCCAGUGCUGUACGUAGACAACAAGGCCAUGCUGGCCUUGUGUCGAGAGCAGCGCUUGGAGCACAGAACGAAGCACAUUGCUCUCCGCUACUUCCUUGCUCGUGAGCUGCAGCAGCGUGGUCAGUUGCGACUUGCGUACGUGGCCUCUGAGGCCAACACUGCUGAUGUGUUCACCAAGGCACUCGCGCCUUGUGACCAUCAGCGCUUUUGCACCCAGCUGGGUUUUGUGCCUGUCUUGCCUCACUUGCUCUCCUCUUGA